Molecule: messenger RNA, 396 nt
Organism: Cyclocybe aegerita
Lineage: Eukaryota; Fungi; Basidiomycota; Agaricomycetes; Agaricales; Hemipholiotaceae
Source: the annotation of a GenBank genome assembly
AUGGAUUACUUCCCCCGUUAUUCCCAACCAUUCACUUUGGCCGAAGCAACAAACCUCGAUGUUUCUAUAAUCACGGAUGAAAUCGCACGCUUGCAGAAUUCUCUGAAGCACCUACGAGAGACACAAGACCUGUUGAAGUCUGCUCUUGGAGAAUCAGGAGAACCGGAUGAAGAACUUCAGAAGGCCUUGGAGGAAAACGAGACUGUCAUCGGCUCACAGGAGGAGCGGAUAAGCAUACUCAAGCUGGCGCUCAGUCAGAAGGGGGUCUCCACCAGCGAUUCUCACUAUGAUUCACAACCAUCACCACCUGUGAAUCCUCGCUUCACAGCUGUGGUUAACGCGCCCACGCCCCAGCUGUCUGAACGUGGAGACAACGACGAAGGAGUGUAUCUCUAA